GCAAGAAGAAAUGGUUUGAACCGAGCAGUUUUCGGAUGAAAAUAAAGUUAUGGUUUUGAGUUAAUAGCUCGCGAUGACCUUAAGCGGUUGUCAACAUUUACAAAAAAUAAAAACAGAAAAAGGUCUUGAUUCAUACAAAAUCCUCCAUGCAUGCUUCAUAAGUUGUAAAACAGCGGAUGCAAGGCGUCGCAAGGCCCGACACAGUGUUUGCCACACGUGUCGUGUGUAUGAGUUGCGACUGCACGCUUGCAUGUCCUGCGUCUAUUUCGGCUGCCAUCAAGAAGAGCACAUUCAGAGUCAUGCAAGAGCAAAUGAACACUGGAUAGCUGUUGACAUGUCCUAUGGCAUGGUAAGAUGCUUUGCCUGUGACGAUUACGUGUAUGACAAGGACAUUGACAAAAUUGCCAAAACUCUCAACUACAGGUCUUCCAUACCAGCUGCUCUUAAUCAGUUUGCUGUUUGGCAGCCUAAUCAUAAAGAAGUUGAAUUGCUGCGUAAGAAUUGUAAGAGGCGACGGGUGGAGGAUUCGUCAACAAUAGGCCUUCGAGGACUGAUCAAUCUCGGCAACACAUGUUUCAUGAACACGAUCGUGCAGGCACUGAUCCAUACGCCGGUGCUCAGAGAGUACUUUCUGGCAGACAGGCACGUCUGUCAGUUGCUGAAGGAAGAAAAUGAGCAGUGUCUUGUCUGUGAGCUGUCCAGCAUUUUUCAAGAGUUUUACUCUGGCAUCAGUUCGACGUACAUUCCGUACCGACUUUUGCACCUUGUUUGGACCAGUGCGCGACAUCUAGCUGGAUAUGAACAACAGGAUGCCCAUGAGUUCCUGAUUGCAGCUCUGGACCUGUUGCAUCGUCACUGUAUAGCUGGACCUAACGAUCGCAGUGGAAGCAGUCCACACAACUGCCAAUGCAUCAUAGACCAGAUAUUCACAGGCGGAUUGCAGUCUGACGUUACGUGCCAAAUGUGCAAUAAUGUGUCGACCACUAUAGACCCGAUAUGGGAUAUAUCUUUGGACCUUGGAACACGUCUUUACAAUGGCUCAAACACAACAAAUAUCUCUGGCUAUUCUAACAGCCCCAGCAAUUAUGACCCUACCUCACUCAUUGACUGCUUAAAAAGAUUUACAAAGCCAGAACAUCUAGGGAGUUUGGCUAAAAUCAAGUGCAGCAGUUGUGGUUGUUACCAGGAGUCCACGAAACAACUUACGAUGAAGAAGCUACCCAUUGUUGCCUGCUUUCACCUCAAGAGAUUUGAACAUUCUACGGGUUACCACAAGAAGAUCUCGACCUAUGUGUCCUUUCCCGAGGAGUUGGACAUGACGCCAUUUAUGUCAUCGUCGAAGAUACAAAAUGGUGAUAUCAACGGUUGUACCAAAGGGCUUUCCUGUAAAAACAAGUACUCAUUGUUUGCCGUGGUAAAUCACAGUGGAACAAUAGAGUGCGGGCACUACACGUGUUAUAUACGACAGCACAAGAACCAGUGGUUCAAAUGCGAUGAUCACCUUAUAACGCGUGCACUACCUCAAGAGGUGCUCAACAGCGAAGGAUACCUGUUGUUUUACCACAAGCAGAUUCUAGAGUAUGAAUGAAUUUGAAUGAUUAAGAGAAAGAGCGGGGUUCACCACAGUAUUACCAGCUAACAGCCAUGUUAGAAACAAGUCUUCAUAUUUUGUGUAGUCGCAAAUGGAGCUUUGGAUUAGUUCAGUGUUAAAAAUAAUUGUCAUUUGUUGUUGUCAGUAAUUUUUAUAUUACGCUAAAGAAUAAUAGUAAUACUGGUAAUAUAAUUGUCCCCUACCGAUUUCACCGGAGGGGACUUAUGGUUUGCGCUCUGUGUGUCCGUAAGUCUGUGAGUCUGUCACACUUUUCUGGAUCCUGCGAUAACUUAAUAUUUUUUCAUGAAACUUGAAACAUGGAUAGAUGGCAAUAAGGACAUUAUGCACGUAAUUUCAUUUUAUUCCUAUGUCAAAAAUUCUGGUUGCUAUGGCAACAACAAACAAAAAAUUCUGACAAUGAUGGAGCGGGUAGGGGACAUAUAUUGCUUGGCAAUAGUCUUGUAAUACUUAUAACAGUAACUUAUGUAUUUUUAGCUCACCUGAGCACAACGUGCUCAUGGUGAGCUUUUGUGAUCGCUUUUUGUCCGUCGUAUGUUGUGAGGCGUCAACAUUUGCCUUGGUAACUCUCUAGAGUCCACAUUUAACUCUCUAGAGUCCACAUUUAUUGUCCAAUCUUCAUGAAAUUUGAUCAGAAGAUUGGUUUCAAUGAUAACUUGGAUGAGUUCGAAAAUGGUUACGUUUGCUUGAAAAACAUGGCUGCCAAGGGGCGGGGCAUUUUUCCUUAUAUGGCUAUAGUAAAAUCUUGUUAACACUCUAGAGGCCACAUUUACUUUCUGAUCUUCAUAAAACUUGGUCAGAAGAUUCAUCCUAAUAAUAUCUUGGACAUGUUCGAAUAUGAUGCAAGUUGGUUGAAAAACAUGGCCGCCAGGGGGCGGGGCAUUUUUCCUUAUAUGGCUAUAGUAAAACCUUGUUAACACUCUAGAGGCCACAUUUAUUUUCCGAUCUGCAUGAAACUUGCUCAGAAGAUUUGUCCCACUGAUAUCUUGGAUGAGUUCAAAAAUGGUAACCUUUGCUUGAAAAACAUGGCUGCCAAUGGGCGGGACAUUUUUCCUUAUAUGGCUAUAGUAAAAUCUUGUUAACACUCUAGAGGCCACAUUUAUUGUCCAAUCUUAAUGAAACUUGGUCAGAAGAUUCAUCCCAAAUAAUAGCUGGGAUGAGUUCGAAAAUGAUGCUGGUUGGUUGAUAAACAUGGCCGCCAGGGGGCGGGGCAUUUUUCCUUAUAUGGCUAUAGUAAAACCCUGUUAAUACUCUAGAGGCCACAUUUAUUGUCCAAUCUGGAUGAAAUAUGGUCAGAAGAUUUUUCUUAAUGAUAUCUUGGAUGAGUAUGAAAAUGGUAAAGUUUGCAUGAAAAACAUGGCCGCCAAGGGACGGGGCAUUUUUCCUUAUAUGGCUAUAUAAGGCUAUAGUAAUAUCUUGUUAACACUCUAGAGGCCACAUUUAUAGUCCGAUCUUCAUGAAACUUGGUCAGAAGAUUCAUCCUAAUAAUAUCUUGGAUGAGUUCAAAAUUGAUGCCGGUUGGUUAAAAAACAUGGCCACCACGGGGGCGGGGCUAUUUUCCUUAUAUGGCUUUAGUAAAACCUUGUUAACACUCUAGAGGCCACAUUUAUUUUCCGAUCUUCAUGAAACUUGCUCAGAAGAUUUGUCCCACUGAUAUCUUGGAUGAGUUCAAAAAUGGUAACCUUUGCUUGAAAAACAUGGCUGCCAAUGGGCGGGACAUUUUUCCUUAUAUGGCUAUAGUAAAAUCUUGUUAACACUCUAGAGGCCACAUUUAUUGUCCAAUCUUAAUGAAACUUGGUCAGAAGAUUCAUCCCAAAUAAUAGCUGCCAGGGAUGAGUUCGAAAAUGAUGCUGGUUGGUUGAAAAACAUGGCCGCCAGGGGGCGGGGCAUUUUUCCUUAUAUGGCUAUAGUAAAACCCUGUUAAUACUCUAGAGGCCACAUUUAUUGUCCAAUCUGGAUGAAAUAUGGUCAGAAGAUUUUUCUUAAUGAUAUCUUGGAUGAGUUUGAAAAUGGUAAAGUUUGCAUGAAAAACAUGGCCGCCAAGGGACGGGGCAUUUUUCCUUAUAUGGCUAUAUAAGGCUAUAGUAAUAUCUUGUUAACACUCUAGAGGCCACAUUUAUAGUCCGAUCUUCAUGAAACUUGGUCAGAAGAUUCAUCCUAAUAAUAUCUUGGAUGAGUUCAAAAUUGAUGCCGGUUGGUUGAAAAACAUGGCCACCACGGGGGCGGGGCUAUUUUCCUUAUAUGGCUUUAGUAAAACCUUGUUAACACUCUAGAGGUUACAUUUAUUUUCCAAUCAUCAUGAAACUUGGUCAGAAGAUUUGUCCCACUGAUAUCUUGGAUGAGUUCGAAAAUGGUUUUGGUUGCUUGAAAAACAUGGCCACAAGGGGCGGGGCAUUUUUCCUUAAUAUAUGGCUAUAUAUGGCUAUAGUAAAAUCUUGUUAACACUCUAGAGGCCACAUUUAGUGUCCAAUCUUCAUGAAAUUUGAUCAGAAGAUUGGUCCUAAUGAUAUCUUGGAUAAGUUCGAAAAUAAUUAUGUUUGCUUGAAAAACAUGGCUUCCAAGGGGUGGGGCAUUUUUCCUUAUAUGGCUAUGGUAAAAUUUUAUUAACACUCUAGAGGCCACAUUUACUGUCCGAUCUUCAUGAAACUUGGUCAGAAGAUUUAUCCAGAUAAUAUCUUGGACGAGUUCAAAAAUGAUGCAGGUUGGUUGAAAAACAUGACUGCCAGCGGGCGGGCAUUUUCCUUAUAUAGCUAUUAUCUAUAAUAAAACUUUGUUAACACUCUAGAGGCCACAUUUAUUUUCCGAUCUUCGUGAAACUUGGUCAGAAGAUUUGUCCCAAUCAUAUCUUGUUAUCUCAGGUGAGCGACUUUGGGCCUUUCAGGCCCUCUUGUUUGUAUAAUAUAUAGGCUACAUUAAUAAUACAGUUAUGGUUGUGUAACUAUUCAUUUUUUAAUGAUAAUAAUAAUAAUAAUCAUACCUCUGUAAGACAAAAUAGUAACACGUAGCAUAUAUACAUUUUAUAACACAUUUAUUUGUGUGUUUGCAAACUGGGCACAGUGGGUCAAGGUCAAACAAACAAAUAAAUUAAAUUACUUGUUAGGUUAAAUAAUUUCUCUGCUGAACAAACAGUUGGGUUUAGAAAAAAACACACCAGAAACUUGGACAAGAACAAGAAAACUUGGGUGCGCUAUUCUCAAACAGCUCUUGUUAGUUGGCUGUUUUCGGAGAAAACCCAAGGUGUGGUCAUAGCUAGCUCGUCAUGUCGUCCGCUGUCGUCAUGCUAAAACCAUUACAUUUUUCUCUAAAAUCAAAGUGCUUCCACCUACAACUUUGAAACUGCAUAUGUAAAUGUACCUUGAUGAGUGCUACACGCCACACCCGUUUUUAGGUCACUAGGUCAAAGGUCAAGGUCACUGUGACCUUUAAAAAAAUCAAAAAAAUCUUUCAUUUAUUCAAAAAUGCACCUGCAGACGAGCGUUGGCACCCAUUAUGCUGUGGUCUUGUUGUAUUUGUUGUGGUCAAUACUGUUAAAGGUAAAUGUUCUUCUUAUAUGGAGGUCAAGCAGAAAACAACAUUCGAAGUUGUAUUCUGAAAACAUCUAAAAUGAAUCUGAUAUGUCUAAAAAAUAUUUUGGAGAACUAGUUAUUGAUUUGUUAUUUAGUUUUUAUGUAUGAACGUCAGAUCCGUUGGUACAAAUUAUGAAAUAUUUAACAGAUUUCACUCUUAACAUAUGAAACACAAAUGUUGACAAAAAAUAAUAUUUUUUGCAGAUAUAAAAAAUUGGGUCAAGACAAUUCGUUCCUAUGGUUAAGGAUAAAGGUUUGCUUAAUAUGGUGCAUCUGGCAAAUGACCCCAAAUACUGUUGCCUUAAAAGUCACCAGUAUAGUUUUAGGGAUAUUGAUUGUGUGACUCAUGGAGUCAGUUAUGCUGUGAACCAUUGCUAGAGUGUUCAAGAUUUUUAGUUCACCUGAGCACAAUGUGCUCAUGGUGAGCUUUUGUGAUCGCUUUUUGUCCGUAGUCCGUUGUCCAUUGUGCGGCGUCAACAUUUGCCUUGUUAACUCUCUAGAGUCCACAUUUAUGGUCCAAUCUUCAUGAAAUUUGGUCAGAAGAUUGGUUUCAAUGGUAUCUUGGAUGAGUUCGAAAAUGGUUACAUUUGCUUGAAAAACAUGGCUGCCAAGGGGCGGGGCAUUUUUCCUUAUAUGGCUUUAUAUGGCUAUAGUAAAAUCUUGUUAACACUCUAGAGGCCACAGUUAUUGUCUGAUGUUUAUAAAACUUGGUCAGAAGAUUCAUCCCAAUAAUAUCUUGGACAAGUUCCAUAUUGAUGCGGGUUGGUUGAAAAACAUGGCCGCCAGGGGGCGUGGCAUUUUUCCUUAUAUGGCUAUAGUAAAACCUUGUUAACACUCUAGAGGCCACAUUUAUUUUCCGAUCUUCAUGAAACUUGGUCAACAGAUUUGUAUCACUGAUAUCUUAAAUGAGUUAAAAAAUGGUAACCUUUGCUUGAUAAACAUGGCUGCCAAAAGGCGGGGCAUUUUUCCUUAUAUGGCUACAAUAAAAUCUUGUUAUCACUCUAGAGGCCACAUUUAUUGUCCAAUCUUCAUGAAACUUGGUCAGAAGAUUCAUCCCAAUCAUAUCUUGGACGAGUUUGAAAAUGAUGCCGGUUGGUUGAAAAACAUGGCCACCAUGGGGGCAGGGCUAAUUUCCUUAUAUUGCUAUAGUAAAACCUUGUUAACACUCUAGAGGUCACAUUUAUUUUCCGAUCAACAUGAAACUUGGUCAGAAGAUUUGUCCCAAUGAUAUCUUGGAUGAGUUUGAAAAUGGUUUUGGUUGCUUUAAAAACAUGGCCACCAGGGGCGGGGCAUUUUUCCUUAUAUGGCUAUAGUAAAACCUUGUUAACACUCUAGAGGCCACAUUUAUUGUUUAAUCUUCAUGACAUUUGGUCAGAAGAUUGGUCUCAAUGAUAUCUUGGAUGAGUUUGAAAAUAAUUAUGUUUGCUUGAACAAAAAUAGCUUCCAAGGGGUGGGGCGUUUUUCCUUAAAUGGCUAAAGGAAAAUCUUGUUAACACUCUAGAGGCCACAUAUACUGUCCGAUCUUCAUGAAACUUGGUCAGAAGAUUCGUCCCGAUAAUAUCUUACAAGAGUUAAAAAAUGAUGCUGGUUGGUUGAAAAACAUGGCUUCCAGGGGGCAGGGCAUUUUUCCUUAUAUGGCUUUAGUAAAACCUUGUUAACACUCUAGAGGCCACAUUUAUUUUCCGAUCUUUGUGAAACUUGGUCAGAAGAUUUGUCCCAAUAAUAUCUUGUUAUCUCAGGUGAGCGACUUUGGGCCUUUCAGGCCCUCUUGUAUGCUGUACAUUGUAUUUUUUGUGUGAGGUUUUCUAUCAAAGACAUUGUGUUCAUGUAAAAAGUAAUGUGAUAAUUUAGAACGCUAUAUAAUUUCUAUUAGAAAUGUAUGCAUGUACACGAGUGUAUGAGUUUCUAUUGAUUCCUUUGCCUUAUUGCCACUGUCUUGAUUUGUAUUAUUUAAACUUGUAAUUCCAGGUUAUUUUGGUUUUGCAAAAAAAUGCCCUUGAAACAUUUAAGUUGCAUUCACUGGAAACUUUGGCAAAAUUAUUACCAGCCUUUGUUUAUUCAUUACUGGUAUAAUGUCAACCGUAUUAUUUUCUACCUUACCAACAAUACUUAUGAUUAGCGUAAAUGUUGUGUCAAGUUACAUUUUCAGAAGCCUUUCUGCGUUCAAUUAAUUCAAAUAUAUAUAUAUCUAUAUGGUCGUUCUAUUAAUGUGCUAGAAUGUGUAUGAAUACUUUUGAUAUUGUUUGUUUUGUUUAUAUCUUACUCCUGUGAUAUCAGUUAUUUAUAGAUUUUUCUACUUGCCCAGCGAUGUUCAUAUGUUGCAUAUCACGUGUUAUUACCUAUUAGUGUUUUUCUUGCACUUGAAUUUUUUGCUGAUAAAUAAGCAAUUAUGCUUGCAAAUAUUUUGACACUCAAGAGAUGAUAAUGAUUUCUCCCACGGUAAAGUAGUAGGGUGGGGGGGUGUAUGCUGUAUUCACCAUGGACGUUGGUUAGUCUGUUUGUCUGUCUGACACAGUACUCCUUCACUUUUCAACAAUUGACACAUACAAAGUUAAAACUUGCAUGUAUUCUUUUUUUUUAUAUGAAGUUGUGAAUGUGCCAUUUAGAUUGUCUUACAUUAAUAAUUGCUGAAGCUAUGCCCCAGUUUCACAUUAGAAUUUCUGAUUUUUACAACUUAUUAACCUUAUUACAUAUUAUCCAAAUGUGACAACAGGGAUUUUCAUCACUACUGUGUAAAGGUUAAGUAAGUGUAGUUAACAGUUGUUAACUGUAUGUUUUUUGUCUUGCUCAUAAAUUAAUAUUCUUUGUCCAUUAAGUGUCCCCCACCUCUACAGCUGCAUGAUUUUCAUAUUUAAAAAGAAAAUUGUUUUUAUAUUGACAAAUCUUGUUAGGCACUUGGUGAUAUAAUACCCUUUGAAAAGGGUUUAAUACCGUUCUCGGUGUACUCUUUAAAUGUAUUUUACCUGAAGCAGAAAUGCAUUAAUGAACUUGUGGUAAGAUGUUAAAUGCUUAUCUUUCUUAUUUUGCAAAUUGUAUUGAGUAUUUAUAAGUCUUAUUAUGAUCAUAUUCACUACAUUAGUAAGAUAUUUGUAAGCUGGUAUGAAAAAAUACAAUACAAAAUUAU
This is a messenger RNA of Dreissena polymorpha, 8299 nucleotides long. Its product is annotated as ubiquitin carboxyl-terminal hydrolase 22-like. NCBI's taxonomy places the organism in Eukaryota, Metazoa, Mollusca, Bivalvia, Myida, Dreissenidae. The coding region runs from base 74 to 1588 and encodes 504 amino acids. Gene Ontology annotation, biological process: protein deubiquitination. Gene Ontology annotation, molecular function: cysteine-type deubiquitinase activity; zinc ion binding. The record is from RefSeq and is a predicted model, not a curated record. The transcript has 13 exons.